GCGAAGUUCUUUGCACCCUUUUGAAAACCAUGGCACAAUCAGAAAAUGGGAUGUGGAUCAUUGGAUACGGGUCGUUGAUAUUCAAGCCUCCACCGUUCUACUCAUUCAGGGUUAAUGGGUACAUAGAAGGAUUCAUCAGGCGGUUUUGGCAGAGCUCGUCCGAUCAUCGAGGAACUCCAGAAAGUCCGGGCAGAGUGGUCACCUUGGUACUGUUAGAAGACUUGCUCGUUCACGACAAACUUCACCAUGACAUUCAUGUCUAUGAGCUUCUUGAGCACAAGGCCAUUGUUUCGGUCGGGGCGAGUGUGGCCCAGUCGCUGGUUUCUAUAUCGCUGGUUUCGAAAGCAGACUUGAAAGUAUGGGGAUGUGCUUACUAUAUUGCCCCCGAGAACGUGGAGAAGGUGAAGGAAUAUCUUGAUGUGAGAGAACAGGAUGGAUACACGACACACGUAGUUCCAUUUGUGAUCAGCAGUAUUAGUGAAGAAAAUGAGUUUACAGAUGAGGUGAUAUCGCACAUACCAAAGGAAAAUGGAGUUUCAUAUAUAACCUCGUCUAUCUACAUUGGAACCGUGGAAAAUGCGUCCUUUAUUGGUCCAGAGGAUGUCAAGGUGACAGCGAAAAAAAUUGUUGAAAGCAGAGGUCCUAGUGGAGAGAAUCUUGAGUAUCUCCAGAAGUUGUGUGAGUCGGUUAGAGGAUUAGGGGCUGCGGACCAGUAUUUGGAGGAGUUGUAUAAGUUGGCAUCGUUGUAUAGAAAUUAAUAACGGAUAGAUAGUGACCCCGUAUAGAAUGGUAAAACAUAUUUGGGAUUGCAGGAACUUACUCGUUUCUGUUCAAUUGGGCUAUUCAAUAAAUACGCAACUAU
Messenger RNA from Yamadazyma tenuis ATCC 10573, 862 nucleotides. The record is from RefSeq and is a predicted model, not a curated record. NCBI's taxonomy places the organism in Eukaryota, Fungi, Ascomycota, Pichiomycetes, Serinales, Debaryomycetaceae.